AUGCGAGGCGCCGAAACUGGUAACGUUCAUGGGUCAGACUAUGUUCUCGUUCGCACAGGCCUGAAAGUUUACCUCUCAUCUGCGCCUAAAAUGACAUGUGCGAAAUGUAUUGAUGUUACAAAACUUCGUGGUCAGUCCUCGACACUCUGUGACUCUGUUCGCGAAGUGAAUGGCGGCUUUACUGCUAACAGUUUGGCCAAGGUCGAUCGCUGGCGUGAUCACUUCAAGCACCUCUACAACUCCGAUGAGCAACCCAUCACACCCUUCCUCUCUUCCGUAGACGACUUUCAAUUCUCUCCAGCCUAUGCAGUGUCGUGCGAGGAAGACGACGUUGUCGAUGCAAUGCAGAGGCUAUGUAGUUACAAGGCGUCCGGAGAGGACGGUAUUCCCGCUGAAAUCUACAAGUCUUGUGUCGAAACUCUGGCUCCUUGA
Messenger RNA from Dibothriocephalus latus, 432 nucleotides. NCBI's taxonomy places the organism in Eukaryota, Metazoa, Platyhelminthes, Cestoda, Diphyllobothriidea, Diphyllobothriidae. The record is from the annotation of a GenBank genome assembly.